AUGGCUACUGAAUUGACUGUUCAAUCCGAAAGAGCUUUCCAAAAGCAACCUCACAUUUUCACCAACCCUAAGGCCAAGGCCAACAGAAAGACCAAGAGAUGGUUUAAGGAUGUUGGUUUGGGAUUCAAGACCCCAAAGAACGCCAUUGAAGGUACCUACAUUGACAAGAAAUGUCCAUUCGUUGGUACUGUCUCUAUCCGUGGUAAGAUCUUGUCUGGUACUGUUGUCUCCACCAAGAUGCACAGAACCGUCAUUGUCAGAAGAGACUACUUGCACUAUGUUCCUAAAUAUAACAGAUACGAAAAGAGACAUAAGAACUUUGCUGCUCACGUCUCCCCAGCCUUCAGAGUCCAAGAAGGUGACAACGUUACUGCCGGUCAAUGUAGACCUUUGUCCAAGACCGUUAGAUUCAACGUUUUGAGAAUUGCUAACUCCGGCUCCAAGUCUAAGCAAUUCAGCAAGUUCUAA
Lizanozyma spartinae is the source of this 468-nucleotide messenger RNA. RefSeq names its product 40S ribosomal protein uS17 (gene RPS11A). Lineage: Eukaryota; Fungi; Ascomycota; Pichiomycetes; Serinales; Debaryomycetaceae. The record is from RefSeq and is a predicted model, not a curated record. The coding region runs from base 1 to 468 and encodes 155 amino acids. Gene Ontology annotation, molecular function: structural constituent of ribosome. Gene Ontology annotation, biological process: translation. Gene Ontology annotation, cellular component: ribosome; cytosolic small ribosomal subunit. The transcript has 2 exons.